Messenger RNA from Anastrepha ludens (Mexican fruit fly), 240 nucleotides. RefSeq lists its product as uncharacterized. The coding region runs from base 17 to 187 and encodes 56 amino acids. Lineage: Eukaryota; Metazoa; Arthropoda; Insecta; Diptera; Tephritidae. The record is from RefSeq and is a predicted model, not a curated record. The transcript has 2 exons.
UAUUAUAACCAACAGCAUGAAGGUCCAAGCAUUAUUUGCAUUUGUACUGGCCAUAUUGGCGCUUGUCGUUGCUCGACCAAAUUCUGUUCCUGUGGCGGUUAAUGGAGGUGGAGGUGGCCCUUGGUUUGGUGGUGGCGGCGGAGGUGGAGGUGGCGGAGGCGGCGGUGGAGGGGGUGGUGGAAAGUGAACUCUUCUUUCUACCAAAUGUCAUUUUUAUACCAACGUGACUUUAUUUGAAAU